Camellia sinensis is the source of this 1932-nucleotide messenger RNA. RefSeq names its product hexokinase-3. Gene Ontology annotation, biological process: intracellular glucose homeostasis; glycolytic process. Gene Ontology annotation, molecular function: hexokinase activity; D-glucose binding; ATP binding. The record is from RefSeq and is a predicted model, not a curated record. Lineage: Eukaryota; Viridiplantae; Streptophyta; Magnoliopsida; Ericales; Theaceae. Gene Ontology annotation, cellular component: cytosol; mitochondrion.
CACUACAUAGUGCGAAGACCGCAGACAACACACGCACACACUCUCUCUCUCUCUCUCUCGAACUUUUCUUCGAACGGGUCGUCGGCGAGAGGGGUCUCCGGUGAACCUCCGGCGAUAGACGACGGUUUUGGAAUUUCGAAACGGUAUCGUUGCGAUGGCUUGAGUGGGUUGAUUGUGGAGGAGGAGUUUUAGCGGUGGUGGCGAGAGAUGGGGAAGGUAGGGUUGGGGUUGGCGGUGGGGUGCGCAGUGGCGACGUGCGCAAUCGCGGCGGUGAUGGUGGGGAGGAGGGUGAGGAGGCAGCGGAGGUGGAGGAGAGCGGUGGCGGUUUUGGAGGAGUUCGAGGAAGCGUGCUCUACGUCGGUUUUGCGUCUGAGACAGGUAGUUGAUGCUAUGGCGGUUGAGAUGCACGCGGGUUUAGCCUCUGAAGGUGGUAGUAAGCUCAAGAUGCUUCUCACCUACGUCGAUAAACUUCCCAAUGGGAGUGAGAAGGGAACCUAUUACGCGCUAGAUCUUGGAGGUACUAAUUUCAGGGUCUUGCGUCUUCAGCUUGUGGGUGAUAGGUCUGCCAUUCCUGAUCCUGAUGUUGAAAGGAAACCGAUUCCUCUAAAUCUAAAGGCCAGCACAGGCGAGGUGGCCGAGUUUGAACUCUUUGAUUUGAUUGCUUCAUCACUAAAAGAGUUUAUAGAAAAGAAAGAAGGAGUUCAUGAACUAUCAGCAGUCAAAAGAAGGGAACUUGGAUUUACAUUCUCGUUCCCUGUGAAGCAAUUGUCUGUCUCGUCAGGCAUUCUAAUCAAAUGGACGAAAGGUUUUACCAUUGAAGACAUGGUUGGAAGAGAUGUUUCUGAAUGCUUACAACAAACAAUGUCUAAAAAAGGCGUAAAUAUGGGGGUAGCAGCACUUGUAAAUGAUACUGUGGGAACAUUAGCACUUGGACAUUAUGAUGACGAAGACACAGUUGCUGCAGUGAUAAUUGGGACUGGUACAAAUGCCUGCUAUUUGGAGCGGGCAGAUGCUAUUAUUAAAUGUCAAGGCUUGCUUACUACUUCAGGAGGCAUGGUAGUUAACAUGGAAUGGGGAAAUUUCUGGUCAUCUCAUCUGCCAAGAACAUCUUACGAUACUGAUUUAGAUGCCGAUAGCCUGAACCCAAAUGAUCAAGGUUUUGAGAAAAUGAUAUCAGCUAUGUAUCUGGGUGACAUUGUAAGAAGAGUGCUUCUCAGGAUGUCACAGGAGUCUGAUAUUUUUGGACCUGUAGCUUCUAAACUAUCAGUGCCUUCUAUUUUAAGUACAGAACAUAUGGCUGCUAUGCAUGAGGAUGAUUCCCCCGAUUUGAAGGAAGUAGUCAGAAUUUUAAAUGAUGUCCUAGAGAUUCCCGGUGUCCCUCUAAAAGUUCGGAAGCUUGUUGUGAAGGUAUGUGAUGUGGUGACUCGCAGGGCAGCCCGAUUGGCAGCUUCCGGAAUUGUUGGCAUCUUGAAGAAGAUUGGUCGAGAUGGGAGUGGUGGCAUUACAAGUGGAAGAAUCAAAAGUGGAAGUCAUAGUAAGAUCAGAAGAACAGUUGUGGCGAUUGAGGGAGGUUUGUAUACCGGUUAUUUGAUGUUCAGAGAAUACUUGAAUGAAGCCAUGACCGAAAUCUUGGGCGAAGAUGUCUCCGCACAUGUCAUUCUUAGGAUCACGAAAGAUGGACCAGGCAUUGGAUCAGCACUCCUGGCCGCAUUGUAUUCGUCUUCCAAUGUGGAUACCGUACAGUUGCUAUAGAUACAAUACGAUUAUAUAUAAAUAUAGCUCCUGUAAAUUAUAGAAUUCGUUUCAAUAUUUUCUAUUAUUAGCUAUAUAUAUAAGAAAGGAAAGGUUGUGUAAAUGGUUCAUGUAUUAAAAGGUUGCUCUUGUUAACAAAAUUUCCUUGGCUUAUUUCAUAUCAUAAUUCAUUUUUUCAAA